GGUGAGCAGGGCGGGGCUAACACUCACGCUUUCCUUUCUUAAAUGAACCAAGAAUUGUGCAGCUGCUCGCAACGCACGCUUCUAAAUAUUAAAACUUAACACAAAGACGUCAAAAAGCCAACAUGUCUGACAAGAAGGCAGUGAUCAAGAAUGCUGACAUGUCUGAUGAAAUGCAGCAGGACGCAGUGGACUGUGCUAUGCAGGCCAUGGAGAAGUACAACAUUGAGAAGGAUAUCGCCGCCUAUGUCAAAAAGGAGUUUGACAAGAAGUACAACCCAACAUGGCAUUGCAUUGUUGGGAGGAAUUUUGGCAGCUACGUGACGCACGAGACAAAGCACUUCAUCUACUUCUACCUGGGUCAAGUAGCCAUUCUACUUUUCAAGUCAGGCUGAGAUCAAAUCCAAGCUGUUCUUAAACUCCUCUUAAUUCAGCCUUUAAUACUUGGCGCCAUGCUGUAUAUUUGCUGCCACCUUUCUGCAGACAUGCUCCCCUCCUGGUUUCCUGCUUGCUUCAGCCAGCUUUUGUUUGCCUUCUCCAACACGUCCACAGAAAGUGGAUGGUGUUUGUCUGGACUGGCGAUGUGUCCUUCAUGGAAAAUGUGAAUGUUAAAACCACUUCCCAUGCCAUCUCUUAGUCAGCAUUGCUCAUGUGACAGACUCAUCAUGAUUCAUAAUUUCUGAAUAUUCUUUUUGCUGUACUGUGAUGCGCAGACCAUGUACAUUUUUUUCACAAGAAUAUGUUGUAUAAUAACUUAUUUUUCAUGUAAUUAAAACAAGCAACAGAAUUUUUUGUUAGAAUGUUUUUUUUGUUUGUUUUCAAUGUAGACUGAGGUUGAAUAGAAACUGCAGACGCUGUUGCUUUCACUGAAUAAAGAAUAUGACCUGCUGAGAGAUGUCAGGUUUUGUCCAUGUUUAAACAUUCCUGUUUCCACUCCCGUUGUGAAUAUUUAAGUGUUGCUGUUGCACUUCUCUGGAAUGUAAUUUGUCAGAGGUUCUGGUAAUGUAAUAACUCAACAUGUAAAUCGCAAAAGACCUUUGAGAAAGUAAAUUGGUUUCAAACUGUGUGUAUA
This is a messenger RNA of Labrus bergylta (ballan wrasse), 1069 nucleotides long. It is a transcript of the gene dynll2b, whose product is annotated as dynein, light chain, LC8-type 2b. Lineage: Eukaryota; Metazoa; Chordata; Actinopteri; Labriformes; Labridae. Gene Ontology annotation, molecular function: dynein intermediate chain binding. Gene Ontology annotation, biological process: microtubule-based process. The record is from RefSeq and is a predicted model, not a curated record. Gene Ontology annotation, cellular component: cytoplasmic dynein complex.